AUGGCACUGAGAGGGCCAGCAUUAUGGCUGCUGCUGGCCACGAAUGUCCACCCAGCUGCUGGACGUGAUAUAUCCAUCACUCCAAGCUCGAUAUCCGCAAAGACGGAGACCCAGAUCAGCUUCACAGGUGCCAAAAAUGGUGACAAAGUGUUCUUCACCAAGUCAGAAUGCUCUGCUGUGACAGAUGCUGAUGCUGCUGUGAUCCGGAAUGGCAGGGCAGCAGUCACAGUUGCAGAGGAGUCAUCUGGCCUGCGUCUCUGCCUGAAGCCUACAGGCGGUGCCAUCGCCGAGCAGGCCGGAGUCAGCCUGAAUGUGAUCAAGCCCACGUCCUCCUCAGUCGUGGAGUCCGUCAGUCGGAGCUCAAUCACAAGAGGAGUCACGACAUCGGUGACCCUCAAAGGAGCUGAAGCCAAUUCAAAGGCAAUAUUUGUUCCUGUAGACAAGGAGUGCAAGGAAGCUUCUCCAAAAGCUGUCCUGAGUGCAGAGGGGAAAGGCUCAUUUACGAUCCCUUCUACAGGCAAGACAGGUGAGUACAAACUUUGCUACCAGUCUCCCGGUGGGAGCGAUUCGGUGCAGCAGACAGCUGCUGCCGGCGUCGUGAAACUGCAGGUUUUAGAGUCGGCAACGACCAGCCAAGACGAAAUCACAGGUCUCUCUCCUCGCAUGGUUACCGUGAACGUGCCCACGGUCAUUUCCUUCACUGGUGCUGCGCCAGGUGACAAAGCAGCUUUCGUGCACUCUGCAUCUUCGGAUUGCGCGGCCAUAUCUCCUGAGAAAGAUGUUGGUGCUGGACAUGCAAUGUUCACAAUCACCACAGCAGGUGACUACACCUUGUGCUACCGCUCGGCGGGUGCACAAGAUUCUGUUGCCCAGAGCGGGGAUGGAGUGAAGCUAAAGGUUAAAGCACCUGGCGUCACUAAAGAGAUGGUUGGGCGUUGGCAAAGCAAGGACGGACAAUUGGACUGCACCUCUCUGACCUAUGUGCCCUACUGUGGCGUCUCCCAAGAAGAGAAGUGCAGCCGCACCUACAUGGUUCAGUCUGGCAUCGGCUACAAAUGCAGUUGGAACGUUGAAGUGUGGCCUCCAAAGUGCAUGGUGGAGUCUUCAGCGGACACCGCAAAAAUCUGCACUUCGGGAAAGUGCGCCAAUGAUGCAUGUUGGUGA
Molecule: messenger RNA, 1164 nt
Organism: Symbiodinium pilosum
Lineage: Eukaryota; Dinophyceae; Suessiales; Symbiodiniaceae
Source: the annotation of a GenBank genome assembly